Messenger RNA from Ichthyophthirius multifiliis, 2957 nucleotides. RefSeq lists its product as hypothetical. Lineage: Eukaryota; Ciliophora; Oligohymenophorea; Hymenostomatida. The record is from RefSeq and is a predicted model, not a curated record. Gene Ontology annotation, biological process: axonemal central apparatus assembly; cilium movement. Gene Ontology annotation, cellular component: axoneme. The transcript has 6 exons.
AGACACCAAGUUAAUUAGUACAACGUUAAUUAAAAGGGAAUAUAUUAGAUGAAUUUUUCAAAAAGCCCUAAAUAAAGAAAUUUUAGAAUUUAGCAGACUAUUCAAUAUAUACAUAGAGUGACGUUUUAAUAGACGAACCAUUAUUCGAACCCAUUCCUCCUUUAAUAUAAUUUAUUGAUUAUGAACCUUUACAAAUGAAAGAAAAAAUAUUUAAACUACGAAAUAAAGAUAAGGUAGCAAGAAGGGUUAAAAUAAUAUAACCUGAUUCUCGUUUAUUUUAAGUUAUUCCUGCUCUUUCAAAUUAAUCAUUAGGCUAAAGUUAAAUUUCAAAUUAAAAAUAAACAGAAACAGAAAAAAAAUAUAUUGGAAAUAAAAUUGCUCCUGGUAUGGAAGCUAGCUUCAUAAUAAAAUUUUCUCCUGAAGCUAAAAUUGACUAUCAUUAUGACCUUAUUGUUGUUACUGAAAGAGAAGAAUUUAUAAUUCCUAUUUAUGCUAUUGGAAAAAGAGCGAUGAUAGAAUUUCCAGAUAUACUUGAUUUCGGAUAAUGCCCUGUAAAAUACUUAACUGAAAAGCCAAUAAUAAUCAGAAAUGUAGGUGAAAAAGCAACGAAAUGGUCUUUGACAUUACCUUCUGAAUUUGAAGUGGAUAAAAAAGAAGGAGUAUUAGAAUAUGAGAAAAAUGAAUAAAUAGUUUUAAAAUUUUUUCCAAAAGAAACAUAGCUUUAUAAAAAUAAAGGUAUUUUAGAAUAUGAUAAUUUGAAGGCUUUUUUUAGUUUAAAAGCAGAUGUUUAAAACCAUUUAGUAUAUUUUUCUACAAAUUCAAUUUCUUUAGAAGAAUCUUACAUAGGAUUAAGAAGCUAAGGAACUGUUAAGAUUUUUAAUAAAUCACCAGUAAAAAUAGAUUUUGAAUGGAGAACUUUUUAAUCAGAAAAUGAAGAAAUGGAAAAAAAAGGAAGGUUAAGAUUAUAAUUAGAAGAAGAAGAAGCUGAAGAAAAAAUGCUCUUAAAAGAAAUUGUAAACAAUGAAAAAAUUCAAGAUGAAGAAAUGGAAUUUAUGGAUAAUGAAGGCGAUUCAGAGGAUGAUCAAGAAGAUGAAAAAACUAUUAUUGAAAAAAUUCAAAAAAAAGCAAAUUUAAUGUUAACUAGGAAAUAUAAAGAUAUACAUAAGGCAAUUGAUGAUGAUCUUUUAUUAUUUUAAGAUGAUAUUUUUUCUAUUUAGCCUAUUUCAGGAUCCAUUUGGCCAAAUUCAGAAAUAACUAUUACAGUAACGUUUAGUCCUUAAGGAUAACAUUCAUACCGUACAUUUGCAUAUUGUAAUAUUUCUUGUAAAUAAUAAAGGCUGGAGUUGGAAUUAUAAGGUGAUGGAAUUGGUCCUAAAGCAGAACUUAACUAAAAUGAAAUUAAUUUAGGAGAUCCUUAUGUAAAUGAAGAAGUAAAUUUAAUUAUUAAUAUAGAAAACAAAGGAGAUAUUGAUUGUAAAUUUGAUCUUUUGCCAAAUGAAAGACAUUUUGGUAAAAUGUUUAAAUUUUUUCCAGAAAACGGAUUGUUGAAAGUUAGCGAAAAAAAAGAUAUUAAAAUAACUUUCUGUAGUUCAAAACCUGGAGAAUUUAAAGAGACGUUUAAAUGGAGAUUACAUGGAUCCAAUGAUUUUCUUUAAGUUCUAUUUAUCGGACAUAUUAGAGCUCCUUAAUUUGAAUUUGACAAAGAAUAUAUAGAUUUCGGAAAAGUCUCAUUCAAUUUUCCCUAAGAAUAAAGACUAAAAUUAACUAAUAAAUCUACUGUGCCUUUCGAUUAUGUGUUGAGAAUUCCUGGAGAAAAUGGGCAUGAAAAAGAAUUUACAAUUGAAAAAAGUUAAGGAAACAUAAAAUCUGGAGAAACUAUUGAAAAUGUGAUUGUAUUUAUUCCAAAAUAUACUAAAAGUUAUGAUAUGGUUCUAACAAUCGAUAUUAAAGGAGUUGCUUAAGAUAUGAAAUGUUUAAGUAUUAAAGCAGAAUCAGAGGUGCCUUAGGUAGAAAUAAUUCCUUAAGACAAGUUGGAUUUUGGAGAAAUUUUCCUAAAACAUUCUGAUGUGAAAGAAGUACAACUUAUUAAUAAUUCUUUGUUAAAAGCUAAAUUUGAAGUUUAAGAAUAAAAAAAAGAAAGUAUGAUUAUUGCUAAAUAUGAAGCGUUCCCUCCAUCAGGAAUUAUUUAGCCAGGAAAAGAAACUACUAUUAAAAUCAAACUUACUACUAAUACUUUAGGAGAUAUUUCACUACCUUUAGGAAUUAUUAUUAUUGGAAGUAAUAAUAAUUUACCUUACUUUAUUAAUAUUGCUGCUUCCUCUAUUGGUCCUAAAGUUGAAGCAUAAAAUUCGAUUAAAGAAAUUGAUUUGGAUCAGUAAAUGUUUUAUAAGACUAUAUUUAGAAAAUUACAAUAACUAAUAAAUCUUUAAUUUAAGCUGACUUUAGAGCUUUACAAAGAACAAAAAGAUGGAACAGAUAUAGACAUAGUAUUAAAAGCAAAAGGUAUAGGAAAGACAAUAUUUUGUGAUAUGGAUUUAAGUUUAUUAGAUUUCUAAACCGUUUAUACUUUUAAAAAACACAUAAUAGAAGUAUUUAUAUAAAAUAAAGGAAGAAAAUAACAAAAGCUAACAUGGGUAAGAAGAGCUGAAAAAAAAAAAGCAGUUGAAGAUAAUUUGAAAAAAAGUUCUUUAAUUGAUAAUAAUAAUUAAACAGCAGAAGAAACUGUUUUUAGCAUAGUUCCUGAUAAUGUAGUUCUUCCUGCAAAACAUGGAAUUAUUUUUCAAUUUAGAGGCUACUCUACAAAAUCAGGAUUAAUUCCUGAGUAAUUUGUAUUAAACACUAUUGUUGGAAACGAAAGAAAAUCAUAUGAAGUUUAUUCAACUACUAUAUAAGGAGAUUUUAUUAAGCCAAGUUUAAAAUUUAGCGAAAAGAGAACAUCCUCAUAAAGAUACUAUUGA